Messenger RNA from Ilex paraguariensis (yerba mate), 3042 nucleotides. NCBI's taxonomy places the organism in Eukaryota, Viridiplantae, Streptophyta, Magnoliopsida, Aquifoliales, Aquifoliaceae. The record is from the annotation of a GenBank genome assembly.
AUGCAAGUGGCAGCUUCAGUCGCGGGUUCAUUGGCGGCAGAACCUAGUCGCCUUCUCUUUGGCACCGUCUAUGCAAGAAUGCAGAUUUUGUUCAAGUUUCGAUCAAACCUCAAUUCCCUAGAGAAGCAGAUGGAGAAUCUAAUAAGCCGGAGAGAUGACGUGAAACGGGAACUCGAUGCAGCUGACCGAGAAGGAAAACUUCCUAAAGCUCUAGUGGAUAAGUGGCUAAGCAAUGUCACCAAGCUCGAGAUUGAAAUUAAUACCAUGCGAACAAGUAUGGCAGACAGAAGCAGCAAUACAUGUGGGUGUGGUUUAAACUGCGCUCUCCGGUGUAAGUUUAGCAACAGAGUGGUAAAAAUGCUCGAGGAGGUUGCACAGCUACUAAAAGAUGGUGAUUUUCCAACAGGCGUGGCAGCGGUUAAUCAUUUGCCGGUACCAGUUGAGCACAUCCCCGGGCCAUCAAUUGAAGGUCAACUAACAGCGUCCAGAAAUUUAGCCAAGAUUAUGGAACUUCUGAGCGAUGAUAAGGUUAGGACAAUUGGCAUCUGGGGUAUGGGAGGGGUGGUGUCCAAAAAAAUCGACUUGAAAAGAGUCCAAAUGCAACUUGCUGAGAGGCUUAAGUUGGUGAAUUUGGAGGAAAGCCCGGAGAUAAUGGCUAAGCGCUUGCAUGAAAGAUUAGAAAAGGAAAAAAAGUUCCUUCUCAUUCUGGAUGAUGUUUGGGAUGCUAUUGAUUUGGACCUUUUGGGUGUCCCACUGCCUGAAGUUGACAAGGGUAGUAAGAUCAUAUUGACAUCUCGAUCUACACAAGUAUGUCGCCAGAUGAUGACUGAUGUCAAUUUUAAAGUUGAUGUCUUAAAUGAUGAAGAGUCUUGGCAAUUGUUUUGUCAAAAUGCAGGCGCAAUAGCCAUGUUGGAACCCAUUAAACCAUCCGCAGAAGCAGUUGCCAAGGAAUGUGGUGGAUUGCCAUUAGCACUUAAGACUGUGGGGAAGUCCAUGAGGGGCAACACAAUGGUUGAGGUUUGGGACCAUGCAUUGGACGCACUGCGAAUGUCAAUGCCUUCCAUUGAAGGGAUCGAGGAUAAGUUAUACAGGCCCAUAAAGUGGAGUUAUGACUUGUUACAAAGUGAGCAGUUGAAAUCUUGUUUUCUCUGUUGCUGCUUGUAUCCGGAAGACUUCUCAAUUGAAGUUAGUGAACUUAUUCAAUUAUGGUUCGCAGAGGGUUUGCUUGAUAAACACCAAAGUUAUGAGGCACUAGAAAACCAGGGAAUGGCUAUAAUUGGAAGUCUAAUGGACUCUUGUUUGUUGGAUCCUGCUUCCCAAGGGGACGCUGUAAAGAUGCAUGAUGUCGUGCGUGAUGUUGCUAUAUGGAUUGCAUCCUCCACGGAGGAUGGAAUUAAGUCCUUCAUUCAGUCUGGAAUUGGCUUGAGGCAGUUGCCAGAUAACGACUUAUGGAAGUCUUCCAAGAGAUUAUCUUUCGUGAAUAAUGAAAUAACAAGGUUACCUGAUUCUGUGAUGCUAUGUCCACAAGCAUCAACUUUACUUCUACGAGGUAGUCGUUUCCUUGAGAAAGUUCCUCAUAGUUUCCUACUAGGAUUUCAGGUGCUCAGAAUUUUGGUUCUUAGUGGCAGCUGUAUCAGAUCAUUGCCUGAUUCUCUUCUCCAACUUGGUGAACUCCGGGCACUUCUUUUAAGGGGUUGCAAUGAUCUUCAAAAUUUACCACCUCUGGAAGGGCUUAGUAGACUACAAAUACUGGAUUGCUCUGGUACUCGCAUCAGUACAUUGCCAGAAGGGAUGGAAAAAAUGACCAACCUCAGGCAAUUAGACCUGUCCUACACUUCCCAUUUGAAAACCAUUAAUUCCGGAACUCUGUCCAAGUUGUCUAAUUUGGAGUUUCUAAACAUGAGAUGCAGUGGUUACUGGUGGGGUAUGGAAGAAAACGUCAAAAUGGGGCACGCACCGUUUGAGGAGAUCCUACGUCUCGAGCGAUUAACUGUUCUAUACAUUGACUUACAGACUGUUCCACAUUCCACCUCCAAAGAUUUUACAACUUGGAUUCAAGGACUCAAGAAAUUUGGGAUUUUUAUUAGUGAUUAUGGUCGUAGAGAUCAUAUAGUUGAAAAUUCUGAAGGGAUCAGUUUUAGGCCUCCGCAUUUUGUUAGAAGGCACGUCAGCCUCAGAAACUAUAAUCUCUCGGCCGCAAGACAGAGUUGGUGGCUAUUAAUCAAUGCAACUUCAGUGGAUAUCUGUGGUUGUUCUUAUAUUAAUCUGAUGCUUGAAAAUUUGGCAAUGAACAGUAGUAGAGUCGGUUCCUUUGCUGGUUUGAAGUCACUAACCAUUGGAAAAUGUAAGUACGGCUUUCAGCCAGGAGUAGGGAGAGAUGGUGCACAGUUUGAUAUGCUUCCAAAUCUAGAGCACCUUCAUCUCUUUUCUCUUGAUUUUCUUGACAGCCUUUCAGAUUUAGUUCAUUACCUUGGGCUCAAGUUUUCUAGACUACGAUUAUUGGAAGUUAUCGGGUGUCCCCAGUUGAAGUAUCUUCUUUCUAUUGGAGGUUCAAUUCUAGUUUUGAGAGAACUGAAAGAAAUCAAAGUAAGGUCUUGUGAGAAAUUCGACGAGCUCUUUAGAUAUGGUAGUUCAGGGCAGAUUAUGGAUGAAGAACCAGUUGUUCCAAACCUAAAGAUGCUAGAAUUGAAAGGGCUCCCCAAGCUGGAAACUCUUUGCAAAGAAAAUGAGUUGUUACAGCAGUUAGAGCAGCUUGAAGUUCUUGAGUGUAACCUCGUCAGGAAGUUGCCUCUCACUGUCCAAAAGGCAAACAACAUAAAAGAAAUAAGAGGAGAACAACAAUGGUGGAGCCAGUUGGAGUGGGAUGAAGAAGGUGCCAAGUCAAGUUUAGAGCUUUACUUCACGUCAAUUAUGGUCAACCCUUGUUGAUAGCUCUCAAUUAAGGUCUCUUGAUUUUGCGUUCUACCCUCAAGGUUUGAAUCAGCCAAAUCUAUUCUCGGUUGCCCGGUUGCGAGGAAUUCGUCAUUCAAAAAGCUUGAACAG